UCCCUCUGCGGGUUCGCAAAAUUUACUUAUCGUUGCAGUUAAACGUACUAAAUUUUUACACUCAUUUAUAAUGAAGGAGUUAAUUGAAAGGAAAGGAUAUUCUUGUUUUUAAAUUUCCAAAUUGGAAAUAUUUUGUGCCACUUUAUUAAAAAUUUCUAGAAAGAGACUUUAUACAAUAUUGUCACUGUUAUACUGAAUAUGCAUUCAGUAAUAUUCACAUUAACAAUAAGAGUCAGAAGAAUACAACUCCGAACAUAUUCCUAAAUCGAUUCCUGAACACCCGUUAUAGACACCUAGUUAUAUCACCCACCCAAUAAUGCUUCGUUCAAGUCGCGUUGAUUCAAAUAUGUUUUAAUUUACGUCAUACUGUAAUUUCAUAUCACAUCAUUUGACUAAAAUUAUCAUGAUCUUUUAAGUUUUAGCGGAAAAAAACAAAAGAUUCCUGAUAAGUUAUAUUCUAUUCACGCUAUAAUGAAGAGACACAUGCACUUCCCGUGUCUCUGUAGGUUGCAAAAAUCAUUUUUCUCGAGCGUAAAUAUAUCUACUCGUCAUUAAGUGAAAAUGCGACUAGCAAUAUUUGUUCUUUGCUUGAAUAUUUACUGUGCAGCGACAUUAGGAGAUAAUAUCCUGACUCGCAUUCAUCAUCAACGCGAUCGUCUUGCUGAUGCCUUUCAUAAUUGGUUCAGAAAUACCAAAACCGUUAUUGCCUUUGAAAGUUUGGGAAAGAUAUUGCUGAAUUCCGGAGGAAUAAAUAAAAAUAUAGAGGGACAAUUUUCUCUUGUAGACUUAAAAACCCUAAAGUUCGACCCUGAUAGAAAGGAUUGGGGCUUUCGAAUAGGCAAUUGGUACUAUAUCCACAAGAAUAGUAAGGUCGCGACCGUUAAUUCAGUGGAAUGGAAUGAUGAUAGAAGCAAAGAGAGUGAAGUGGGGUUUGAAGACUUCUCAGGUCAAAAUGGCAGUCAACGGGAGGUUGGGCAAGCCUCCUCCUCGCCACUGGAGCCCGAUGGUGUAUCGAUUCUAGCAGUAAAGUCUCCCAACGGUGAUGCUAAAAGCAAAACGGACAAUAAGGCCAAUAAUGUUUCAGGCAAUGAGUUCUCUGUAGAAGUUCUAAAUCCCAAUGAAUCCAAGUAAACGUUUUAUAAUUCCUGAUCUGCUUAUUAUAUAACUUUGACAACGCCCUAAUACUGAUGUAGGAAAUAUCCUUAUAUAUGAUAUCAUAUAACACCCAUUACAUAGUGCUACUUGGAAAAAGUGAUACAAAAUCAUUCUAUUUUUUGUAUUUAGACGACUUUCGACACAUAUAUUUAAUAUUUAGUAGUAUUCGAAGUUUCUUUAAAUUAUGCACUGUAGUCAAAAAUAUAUUAUAUUCAACAUUUUAGUUAGAGAUCCUCUUCUUAUUCAUUUAUAUAAAAAAUUAAUACAGCACUUUAAUGAAAGCAGAAAAUUUAAAAAAAGUAAUCAAACAAAAAAGUGCUAUAAUUUUUAUAAUUAUAUAUCGCCAAGUGCGCGUAAAAUAAAUUUCUAUUGAAAUUGUCUUAAACUAGGAUUGUAAAAUCUAAAAUGUCAUUGAAACGUAUUUAGAUUGUAUCUAUUCUCAUCGAUUCCUUUCAAGGCAUAUUUUUCUUUUUUGCUGGCAUCUAUACUAUAUAUUAUUUAAAAAAAAGCCUGUAAACCAUUAAUUGAACAAAUGUUCCAAAUUCUAAUUUUGAUUAAAUUUAUAGAGCCUAAAAAAAUUAUAAAUAUCUCAAUAAAUCCACAGAUAAUUAUAGAAUUUAGUUAAUUCUUCUAUACCCGAGCUCAAUCUCUUGCGUAGACUAGAGAUAAGAUUUUUUGUCCAACAAUUUCGUUAGAAUUUUUUUUUUACAUUACAAAUAAUUCAUUUGAUGAUAUUAUGGGUCUACUGUAAACCGCAGUGUUGGGAAUUAAAAUUAUAUAACUUGUUCAACAAAAGAAAGAGUAGAUUCUAUUGGUAUGAAACAGAUAUGAUGAUGAUGUGCACAUUUUCUUACUCUAAAACCUUUUGAAUGAAUACAUGUUUCACUUGGGCCUUAACAAUCUAAGACAAUGAUUUAUCUUGGUGAUAAAAUGAAUAUUGUAAAUGUUAUUAAUUUAACAAUUAAAAAUUUUUAAUAUAACUAUUAGGUAUUGUAAAAGGUAUUGUAUUUGAAAGAGGUCGCAUCAUAUGAAAUAUUGCCAGAAUAUUGUAAAACAUUUCAGCAUUAGGGUUUCAAUUUUGCAACAAUGCAAUCUGCUGCGAUCAUUGCAAAAUUUUAAUAUUAUAAUAAUAUUUUGUGCUGUGUGGGUAACAAAAAUCAAAACUAUAAAUCAGAAUCCAUUUGUAUAUUGGUAUAAGAUAAUAAAGAACUGUCUUCGCUUAAAAGGUAAUGCAGUUUCUUUUUGAAAAUCUUCCUUAUGAAAUAAGAGAUGUUGCGUAACGUUAAGUUAACUUAAAUGGUCUCAUAAUGAAAAAAGACACAAUAACAACUUGUUUCUUCUCAAGGUUAGAGUAUUUUUAUAAAGGAUUAUUUACCAUGGUAAAGUAGAAAUAAAUAGAACUAAAAUUGGCGCGCUAUGGACAUCUAUAGAAAGCUUCAUGAACUAACGUAAAGAAAUAGAUAAUGAGAUAAUUCAGAUUUUAAAAAAACACUCAUCUUUAUUAUUUACUACUUUAUGAGGGACACAUGAUU
Molecule: messenger RNA, 2687 nt
Organism: Leptopilina boulardi
Lineage: Eukaryota; Metazoa; Arthropoda; Insecta; Hymenoptera; Figitidae
Exons: 3
Coding region: 562-1131 (189 amino acids)
Source: RefSeq, a predicted model, not a curated record